AUGGCUAAGAACUCCCUGGUGCCGACUGUAAAGCUCAACGACGGGACUAAGAUUCCCAGUAUCGCGUUCGGGACGGGUAGCAAACUCAAGUUCACAGACGUCACUCAAUACGUCCAGAACGCCCUCGAAGCCGGCUUCUCGCACAUUGAUACGGCGGCUUUCUAUGAUACCGAGCAGUAUGUAGCAACGGCGUUGCGCGAGUCUGGUCUCUCUCGUAACGACAUCUACAUCACCACAAAGUUCGACGGGGGCGACAUCGCGACUGAGGCGCGCAAGAGUAUUGAGAAGCUUGGUGUGAAGUAUGUCGACUUGUACCUUAUCCAUGGCCCAACCUUUGCGCCGGAUGUCGGUAAGGCAUGGCGCGAGUUCGAGGCCAUUCACAAAGAGGGCAUUGUCAAGAGUAUUGGUGUAUCCAAUUUCCGUCUUGAACACUUGCAGCAGGCUAUCGAUGCCGCGACGGUACUACCCACGGUGAACCAGAUCAACUUCAGCCCGUACAACUACGCGUCUUGGAAGGACGUGCUUGAACUGGCCGCGAAGCACAACAUCGUCAUCGAAGCGUACAGCAGUCUCUCGCCUAUCACCGCUUUCCCCGGCGGACCCCUUGAUCCGGUAUUGGACCGUAUUGCUGCUCGCAUCGGCGGUACGCCCGCACAGGUGAUCUUCAAGUGGGUAUUGUCGAAGGGGGCGGUUGUCGUCACAACGAGCACGAAGCGCGAGCGUCUAGACGAAUACCUCGCCACACCCUCUCUACCUGAUCUUACAGUGGAGGAGAUCGCCGAGAUUGAGGCGGCAGGCGCCAAGGGACCUCCGUCGCGCUUCAACCCGCUCGUCCAAAUCCGCCGUGUCAUGCGUCGUGGUGCUCACGCGCUCACUGCCGCUGCUAUCAUCUUCCUGAAUGUCUGCAUGGCAUAUAUGAUCUUCCGUUGGCUGCAAGCCGUGUUCCACUUGUACUAG
Messenger RNA from Peniophora sp. CBMAI 1063, 957 nucleotides. The record is from the annotation of a GenBank genome assembly. NCBI's taxonomy places the organism in Eukaryota, Fungi, Basidiomycota, Agaricomycetes, Russulales, Peniophoraceae.